UCUCAUGCAUAGAACAUUUUUUUUUUUUUGGAUAAAAAGAAACCAAGUUACUAUUCACCAAUCAAUUCAAUUUGCUAUAUAUAACGUCAACAAGACUUGGAGUUAUUUUUUACAUGAAACUGCGAGAGAAAAACCCGUUUGACCAUACCUCAUUACUCCUCCUCCUUCUGUCGGCGGCGCCACCCAUCACAGCCACCGCUUGUACCACAACCACCAUCGUAAACGAAAAGGAAACCUACGACGCCGUUGGCCCGUUGUCAUUGUUACGUGGAACACGAACGUAAAUGUGACAUUGUAUUUGAUCACAUUCCAUGACAAAACGAACAACCCAUCUCCAUUUUCCAAUGUGGAUUUGUUUCGUUUGAAGGUGUUUGAUCCGGUUUUGCAGCUUUUCUGUUUCGGCGUCAAUGGCGGCAAUUGUGAAGGAGAUCCUGGCCCGGCCGAUCCAGCUGGCCGACCAUGUCACCAAAGCCGCCGACGAGGCACAGUCUUUCCGACAAGACUGCUUGGAGCUCAAAUCCAAAACAGAGAAGCUCGCCGGCCUCCUCCGCCAGGCCGCGCGUGCGAGCAACGACCUCUACGAGCGUCCAACACGUCGCAUCAUCGACGACACCGAGCAAGUCCUCGAGAAGGCCCUCUCUCUGGUCAUCAAGUGCCGCGCCAACGGCAUCAUGAAGCGCGUAUUCACCAUCAUUCCCGCCACGGCGUUCCGAAAGACGUCGCAGCAGCUCGAGAAUUCCAUCGGCGACGUGUCGUGGCUGCUCCGCGUCUCGGCCCCCUCCGACGACCGAGACGACGAGUACCUCGGCCUGCCGCCGAUCGCCACCAACGAGCCUAUCCUCUGCGUCAUUUGGGAGCAGAUAGCUAUUCUUUACACCGGCUCGUUGGAGGAGCGCUCGGAUGCGGCAGCCUCUCUGGUUUCAUUGGCCAGAGACAAUGACAGAUACGGAAAGCUCAUCAUCGAGGAAGGUGGGGUCCCACCGCUGUUGAAGGUAGCUAAGGAAGGGGGAAACAAGGAGGGCCAAGAAAAUGCAGCUCGUGCGAUCGGCUUACUAGGCCGGGACCCUGAGAGCGUGGAGCAGAUUGUGCAAUCUGGGGUUUGCCCGGUGUUUGCGAAAAUACUCAAAGAUGGUCACAUGAAGAUUCAGGCAGUUGUGGCCUGGGCGGUUUCGGAACUGGCCGAGCACCAUCCCAAAUGCCAGGAUCCGUUUGCGCAGAACAAUGUGAUAAGAAUGCUGGUGAGUCAUCUCGCGUUCGAGACCAUCCAGGAACAUAGCAAGUAUGCAAUCGCUAGUAAGCAGAACAUGUCGCUUCAUUCGAUUGUGAUGGGGAAUAAUAGUAACAGGCCCGAUAUGUUGGUUGAGCAUAGUUCUUCUGGUCAUGUUCCGCAUCCGAUAACAGGGAAUCAUCAGGUAUCUAAUCAGAUGCAGAAUUUGGUGCAGACUCUGGCAAAGAAUAAGCCAACUAAUGCUGGAGGGGGAGCAGCUCACAAUCAUCACCAUCAUCCUAAUUCGCAGGGCAAUGCAAAGCCGCACCACCACGGUCAAAACCCAGCUAAUGUUUUGUCCGGGAAUAGCCUUAAGGGGAGGGAGUACGAAGACCCGAUUACCAAGGCUGAGAUGAAGGCAAUGGCGGCAAGGGCGCUGUGGAAGCUUGCUAAGGGGAAUGUCACUGUCUGCCAUAGCAUCACAGAGUCAAGGGCGCUUUUGUGCUUUGCGGUUUUGAUAGAAAAGGGUACUGAGGAUGUUAAGAGGUAUUCGGCUUAUGCGUUGGCGGAAAUCACCGCGGUAGCAGAGCAGAAUUCGGACUUGAGGCGCAAUGCCUUCAAGCCUACUUCCCCUGCUGCCAAGGCUGUGCUGGAACAAUUGUUGAGAAUCAUAGAAAAGGCGGAUGAUGAGCUUCUUAUACCUUGCGUACAGUCUAUUGGGAACUUGGCAAGGACUUUUCGAGCAACAGAAACAAGGCUAAUCGGGCCAUUGGUGAAGCUGCUUGACGAAAGAGAACCAGAGGUUUCUGUUGAGGCUGUGGUUGCACUCAUCAAGUUUGCAUGCACCGACAAUUUUCUCCAUGUCAAUCACUGUAAAGCAAUUACAGAUGCAGGAGGAACCAAGCAUCUAAUUCAGCUGGUUUACUUUGGAGAACAAAUGUUGCAGAUUCCUUCAUUAGUUCUUUUAUGUUACAUUGCCAUGCAUAUUCCAGAUAGUGAGACACUUGCUCAGGAAGAAGUGCUUAUUGUGCUGGAAUGGUCAACAAAGCAGGCUCAUCUUGCUAAUGAACCAUCAAUUGAACCAUUAUUACCAGAAGCCAAAAGUAGGUUGGAGCUUUACCAAUCCAGAGGUUCAAGAGGAUUUUAUUGAUGUAAUCAAGGUGUAAAAUAUUAACUGUUUAGGGGAAUAUUAAAAACUUGCAGUGUUAAUGUUUUGUUA
Messenger RNA from Rosa rugosa (rugosa rose), 2426 nucleotides. RefSeq lists its product as uncharacterized. NCBI's taxonomy places the organism in Eukaryota, Viridiplantae, Streptophyta, Magnoliopsida, Rosales, Rosaceae. Gene Ontology annotation, biological process: cell surface receptor signaling pathway. Bases 408 to 2357 code for a protein of 649 amino acids. The transcript has a single exon. The record is from RefSeq and is a predicted model, not a curated record. Gene Ontology annotation, molecular function: protein binding.